GUCCGUCCAUGCUCCUGGCGUGAAUCUAGCCGAGUGAUUGUGCCUGAGCGGAAAUCCCACUAAUCAGCAACCACUCAUGACGCUGAUCCAUCAGAACUCCUUGCGCUGCAUGGGCGCUAGGAAAAGGACCCACGAUAGAUCGGCCAUCACGCUGAUUACUACAAAUGCAUCGCACUAACCAGAAGCGCGACGCGGACAGGCGUGGAUGGCCGCCGGGCUCUGCCGAGUGCCACUGCGCAUACUCAGCCCCGGCCAUCGGCUGCCUCUAUAAAUACACCUCCACCUUUUCUUCUCUACUCCAUCAGCCCACCAUAACCCUCCUCCGCCUCCCACCCGCUGCCCCGCGCAUAGCCGCCCGCCUGCAACCGCCCAUGGCCUCCAUCUCUCUCCCGCCCUCGUCCUCCCCCACCCCGCCCCCGCCGGCCUCACGGAACAUCCCCAAAGACUUCCGGUCCUCCCUCGCAGCAUGGUGGUCCACGUCCUCCUACAAGGAGACCCGUGUCGCCGAGGAGAGGCUGCUCAGACGGCUCAGCAUGUACCAGCCCGCUCCCGCCGCAGCGCCGCCCCCGCCGUCGACAGCGCCCGCCGGCGUGCAGGAACAGGCAGGCGGCAGAUCGUGGUUUGGGUUUGGGACGAGCAGCAAGAGUACAAGUACGACGAGCCUUCCAACUCAGACUCACGCUGCAGAAGACGUAGCGCCUCGGCCGCAGCCAGUCGCCUCAAGCUCAGCGCCGUCGUCAGGCCUCGUGGCCACGCUUCGAAACGUAUUCAUCCCCACGCCCGACCCUGCCGACGCCCCCGCGCACCCCGCCGACCCUCGCGACCUUUCCCCGAGCAGCAGUGCCACCUCGUCUGUUCAUGAUCCCACCCACGAAGAAAAGAAAUCCCACCACCGCAAGUCGAAAUACUGCAAGACGGACGAGGGCAAGCUCCGAGACUAUAUCAACACACUGGAAAUCAGCACGCCAGCGAACCAGGAUUCCAAAGAAGCGGUCGUCGUCUUGCACGGGUACGCUGCUGCUCUCGGUUUCUUCUUCCGUAACUGGGAAUCCAUCGCCACCUCUUCUGCCGCCACCUCCCGCCGGACAUUCUUCCUCGACUGGCUCGGCAUGGGCCUCUCCUCCCGCCCAUCCCCCUCCCUCGUCUCUUCCCCCUCCAACGCCCCCAUUCCAUCCCGCGUCGCCCGUGCCGAACACUUUUUCCUCGCCAGCUUGGAAAACUGGCGAGAACGUGUAGGCGUCGAGAAAAUGGUCCUCGUCGGGCAUUCGUUGGGCGGAUAUCUGGCGAGUGCUUACGCCGUGAGGUACCCCGAGCGCGUCUCUGGUUUGGUCCUCGUUUCGCCCGGGGGGAUACCGCAUGGGCCAGAGUAUGUCCGGUACCCGUUGACCGCCGAAUUGUCCUCCCAGACCCGGCAGGCUCAGAGGCUCAGAAGGGAAGGGAGCGAGACGAGCCAGGAAUUGGAAGGGGCGGUGGACGCAGCGGAGAUGGAGCUCGGUACAGGUCCAGGGGGGCGUGGGAGCGGAGGCAAGGAAGGAGCGAAAGGGGAAGCGAAAGAAUGGGAAGAACGACGCGAAGCCUCGGUCGUCCGACGGGGAAUGAUGAAAUUCUUCGUAUGGGGCUGGGAACGAGGUCUCUCCCCGUUCUCCAUCCUCCGCACAGCCGGUCCCCUCGGUCCCCUGUGGGUAGGCAAAUACAGCUCUCGCCGAUUCGCAAAACAGACAGAGGAGGAUGUAAGGGAUUUACACGCGUACAUCUAUGGGACGAGCGUGAUGAAGGGGAGUGGAGAGUAUUGUAUCUCACAUAUACUCGCUCCAGGAGCAUACGCGCGGAUCCCCAUUCUGGACCGUAUCGACCGUCUCAAAAUCCCAGUCACAUUCAUGUACGGUGACAAUGACUGGAUGGACGUACAAGGCGGCCACGAUUCUGCUGCCGCACUGGCCAAAGCGGGCAACCCCAACUGUUCAGUCCACGUCGUACCCGAGGCAGGACAUCAUCUUUAUCUGGAUAACCCGGAAGUGAGCAAUAGGUUGUUGGAUGAGGCCAUUAGGGCUGUGCCAAAGGCUUUUUAGAUGUACCGGGUGAUAGAUGGGGAAUAAAGUGUAUAUAGUAAUCUUCUCUUACAUGUUGUGGAUGAUGGGUUAUAUGUGAACGAGUA
Molecule: messenger RNA, 2155 nt
Organism: Cryptococcus deneoformans JEC21
Lineage: Eukaryota; Fungi; Basidiomycota; Tremellomycetes; Tremellales; Cryptococcaceae
Exons: 5
Coding region: 165-2069 (634 amino acids)
Biological process (GO): cardiolipin acyl-chain remodeling
Cellular component (GO): mitochondrial inner membrane
Molecular function (GO): A2-type glycerophospholipase activity
Source: RefSeq, a predicted model, not a curated record